GAAGAGUGUCAAUUCCAGAGUUAGACUGGGCUCUUCUGUCUGUAUCAAUUCUGUUUUCUUGACAAGCUCAGUGCCUCUAUCUCAAUUUGUUGAGAUUUACCAAGAUGAAGAAUUUUGUUCUUCUUGCGUUUUCUGUCCUUCUGUUCUGCACAAUUGCUCAAGGUCUUGUUUGCAAUGUUUGUAAAUACAAAGUGGGCUUUGUGUGUUUGAGAUCUGGAGAACCGUGCAAACCUAAGGAUGGCCAACUAUGCGAAGUGGCUGAAGUUUAUUUAGCUGGCUUUCUGUUCUUUAGAAGAUACGGGUGUGGUGAAUAUAGAGAACUCUGCGGCAAGACCGAGAGGAGGGACACUCCCUUUAGAAGAACCUACAAGCGUACGUGCUGCAGCACCGACUUAUGCAAUAAGGAUUAAGCUUCAGCUUCCAAUGUUUAGCACAGCUCAGUUUGGGAAGGCGGGGGAGAGCUGCAAUGCAUAAAGGUUGAUCCUGAUGUGUUCUCUCUCUUUUUUUCCCCCUCUUGGCUUAAAAGAAACACCCAAAUUGUUCUCUCAUCCCCUUGUCUUGUUGUUGUCCCUAAUUACACAAGGACAUGGUCUCACCUUCCAACACUUUGUGAUCAUAAUGGCAGCUCACGCAUCAUAAUGUGAGCCCUUCGGAAGAAACAUGCUAAGGCCACCUGCUUUCCGGGGGCUCACUUAAGUCAUUUUUGAGGUUGGAUGGCAUCUCCUCCAUGCCCUCCGGAAAAAAUAUACGGCUUUAAUCCACUAUCCCAAAAGUGCUUUUUCAGGAGGCAAUUGGACU
Messenger RNA from Pseudonaja textilis, 798 nucleotides. Lineage: Eukaryota; Metazoa; Chordata; Lepidosauria; Squamata; Elapidae. The record is from RefSeq and is a predicted model, not a curated record.